AUGCUCGGAAAGCGCCAUGGAUAUUCAGACGAGAGAGAAGAGGGAAGCAUAAUGGAGAUCAGCGAGAGGAGGGAGACAGAAGCUGUCCCUCGCAAGCGAGCUCGUGUCUCCUUCAACUCCAACAUCAUGUACAGGACAGUCAUCGUUCAUUCCGAGGAGGAGGAGCUUCAUUUGACUGAGCUAGCACCAGCCACCAGGGAUGAGGGUCUGUUCCAGGAUGCGUUUAUGCCCAUGAAGACUCACGACGGCUCUUCUGCUGAGUGCGAGAUCGCAUGGAAGCUCUUCAACGCCGUCCGCACGGAUAGGAGCAUGACAACGUUUCACCAGAUGGUGGAACUGAUUGCGAUGCAAGGCAUGGCGGACUUGCUCCUGAAAGUGAAGGGUGUCAUCAUGGAGUUGAUCAUCCGCAUUGCCCGCAAGGGAUCCGCUGGGUUCGCCAAGUCGGCGUCUGUCUUCAAGAAGUCCUCCCUCCCCGUGCUGCUGGAGAUUACCAAGGCUCUCCAUGCAUCGGCCAUGAGGAUUCGAUGCAGAUCGGGGCAUACCGUCUGCCAUGCUGGCGCUUCUGCUCCUGUUGCACUCACGACUUGCACAUGA
Molecule: messenger RNA, 594 nt
Organism: Guillardia theta CCMP2712
Lineage: Eukaryota; Cryptophyceae; Pyrenomonadales; Geminigeraceae
Exons: 1
Coding region: 1-594 (197 amino acids)
Source: RefSeq, a predicted model, not a curated record